UUCAUCUUUUCUUCUCUUCUUCAUAUCUCCCCAACACAACACAACACAACACAAUACCAUAGCUUUAAUAUAUCGAUCCAAGACUCAAGAUUUUCACAAAAAUGAACGGCAAAACCAGGAACACUACGCGCACACGCGUGGGGAAGUACGAACUGGGAAGAACCCUGGGCGAGGGAAGCUUCGGCAAGGUCAAGUUCGCCAAGAACGUCGAGAAUGGAGAUUUCGUCGCCAUCAAAAUCCUCGACCGCGACCAAAUCCUCCGCCACAAGAUGGUCGAACAGAUUAAGAGAGAGAUCUCAACUAUGAAGCUGAUCAAACACCCAAAUGUCUUGAAACUUUUUGAGGUUAUGGCAAGCAAAACCAAAAUUUACAUUGUUCUUGAGUUUGUGGAUGGUGGCGAGCUCUUCGACAAAAUAGCCAAACAUGGGAGACUUAAAGAGGAGGAAGCCAGAACUUACUUCCAGCAGCUAAUAAAUGCUGUCGACUACUGUCACAGCAGAGGGGUUUUUCAUAGAGAUUUAAAGCCCGAAAAUCUUCUUUUAGAUUCGUACGGUUACCUUAAAGUUUCAGAUUUUGGACUGAGUGCAAUUUCACAGCAAGUACGGGGAGAUGGGCUGCUUCAUACUGCCUGUGGGACACCAAACUAUGUUGCUCCUGAGGUGCUCACUAGUAAAGGUUAUGAUGGCACAUCGUCUGAUGUUUGGUCUUGUGGGGUUAUUCUAUUUGUCCUUAUGGCUGGUUACCUGCCUUUUGAUGAGCCAAAUCUCAUGGCUUUGUACAAAAAAAUUUGCAAGGCUGAAUUUGGAUGUCCACCAUGGUUUUCAUCUGGUGCAAAGAAACUGAUCAAGCGUAUUCUUGAUCCGAAUCCUCUUACACGAAUUACAAUUUCUGAAAUCUUACAAGAUGAAUGGUUCAAAAAAGGGUACCGGCAGGCACGCUUUGAAAAGGAAGAGGAUGUAAAUCUUGAUGAUAUCGAUGCUGCUUUCAAUGACUCGAAGGAAGGAUUAAUAACAGAAAAGAAGGAGAAACCUGUUUCAAUGAAUGCUUUUGAGCUUAUAUCUAGAUCACAAAGUUUUAAUCUUGAGAAUCUAUUUGAGAAGCAGUCGGGACUUGUGAAGAGAGAAACCCGUUUCACUUCUCAGCGCCCUGCAAAUGAAAUCAUGGAUAAGAUUGAGGAAGCAGCAAAGCCUCUAGGCUUUAAUAUUCGCAAGCAGAACUACAAGAUGAAGUUGCAAGGUGAUAAAACUGGAAGAAAGGGGCAUCUCUCUGUAGCCACUGAGGUAUUCGAGGUGGCACCCUCCUUGCACAUGGUAGAGCUUCGGAAAACUGGUGGUGAUACACUUGAGUUUCACAAGUUCUAUAAGAGCUUCUCAUCAGGCUUAAAAGAUGUCAUGUGGAAAACAGAAGAAAAUUCAGAAGAAGUGAGGUGAAAGCAGGAGCUGCCCCUUUGGGUUCAUUGAUUGCUCUGAAAGUAUCCCAAUGUGCAUUCCAAAUAAAUGCACCCAACCCAACCAACCCUACCCUACAACAUUAUAAUAUAUUGAAUGGUCGAUCAGUCCAAGACAUGGGAAGCUCAAGAAAAGUCAGGACUGGAGUAGUUACUAGUUAGACCGCAGUAGCUCAUUGGCUCCAUAUGAAUGAAGUCCUCAUAAUUGAUAGGCUGUGAUUCUAUGACCAUCCCCUCAAAAACCAAAAUGAACUACUUAAUUCAAUUAUAUUGUUUUUCAAAACAUUAUGAUUUGUUAAGUUCAAAUCAUUUCAGGGAUUUCUUUGUAUGGAGCUUGUAAUAGAAGAGCAUUCAUUUUCUUGUUA
Molecule: messenger RNA, 1812 nt
Organism: Humulus lupulus (European hop)
Lineage: Eukaryota; Viridiplantae; Streptophyta; Magnoliopsida; Rosales; Cannabaceae
Product: CBL-interacting serine/threonine-protein kinase 9
Exons: 15
Coding region: 102-1430 (442 amino acids)
Biological process (GO): signal transduction; protein phosphorylation
Molecular function (GO): ATP binding; protein kinase activity
Source: RefSeq, a predicted model, not a curated record